AUGGCAUUCAAGUCCAAAUGUGACUCCAUCAAUACCCCCACCUACCUUGCAUCCUUGGAGCGUAUCCUUAUAUCUUCUGAUACUAUUCUAAGUCUUCCCUCCGGAACAGCCAUUGGACGCUGUAACAUGGGCUCUAGCUUUCGGGCCUGCAAUCCUGAUCCUGAUGUCAUGGAAAUCUUUCAGCAGAAACACUAUGUCAUCUGCUUGGACAAAAAAAGCUCUUUGUGUUUCGGAACAAAACCCCACUUUCAUAUCCUCCUGAAGGAUAGCUAUAAUUCUGCAGAUCAAUUACAUGCUUGGAUCCUUGCCUGUGAAGUAACAAGACUUUUUGCUUCUAUGAAGACAAGAAAGAUUGGGUUGAAAACCUUGAUGCAGGAAGUUUUGACUACUUUCAAUGAGGAUUAUUUAUCCUUUUUAGAGGAUUUGCACAAGAAUGGCUGGAUCACUGUAACUGUGACAGCAGAUGAAUCAACUACCAAGGAGAACAGUGAAUAUCAACCACCACCUCUUCUUCCUGGCUCAAAAAUCAUAUCUUUUACUUCUGGUGCUCCCAGAAAUGUGAUGAUUAGUUUUUCCAGUAC
Molecule: messenger RNA, 581 nt
Organism: Lentinula edodes (shiitake mushroom)
Lineage: Eukaryota; Fungi; Basidiomycota; Agaricomycetes; Agaricales; Omphalotaceae
Exons: 1
Source: RefSeq, a predicted model, not a curated record